UUUCUCUUCCUUUCUUUCUCCCCCCCCCACUUUCUUAACUUACGCCGUUUUCGUACGGCUUUUUCGUAACUCACGCCGUUUUCGUACGGCUUUUUCGUAACUCACGCCGUUUUCGUACGGCUUUCUCGUAACUUUUGCCGGCACUGCCCGGCGGUGGGGGGUACUCCAAAAGUCCUUUCUCUCGCGUUUUUCCAGGGUUGGUGGUUUGAGCUUUUUACCAUCUCAUUAUGGGUGCUCGUUUUACCAAAGCUCAAAAAAGACACUUUAACUUUGUUUCUGCUAUCCUUUCUCAGGGGGGUUUUGAAAAAUUCGAAAAAAAGGAAAUUAAACAACUAAUCAUUUGGCUGUCUGCUCAGUUCCCAGAAGUUUCCCCUGAACAAAUUCACGAUUGGCGUUUUUGGGGACAAGUUUCCACUAAAUUAGGAGAAUUGGCUAAAUCGGGGAGCUCUUCGCUUUCGCGGACUGCUUUCUGGGCUUCCCAAAUUAGGAAAGUUCUGAAGUCCCAGAGGAAACUGAGCAGAAAGCCGUCUGACGUGCGUUUUGUUCCCAGCUCACCUUGUUCCCUCUGUUCUGUUCCUUCCCCCGCUGCCCCCGAGCGCGGAAACCUGAAAGCGGCAGCCUACGAUGGCACCGCACAGAAACGAAGUCACUGCUCCGACCUCUUUCGGAAUCCUCCCCGUCCUCAUUAUGACUCGGUUAAGAACACUCGCAGCUGCGAAAGUCCAGUUCGUUUUAAUAUUCCCCCCCCCUCUCCUCCUCCUUCCCCGCCAUCUGCCCCACUUUUACAGGAUAGCUCACAGGGAGCCCGAAAUGGCGGACACCGCGUGGCGCCUCCCUCCGGCAUUCCUUCUUCCCAAAAAACACUUCUUUCUCGUUACGACUCUUUCCCUUCUCCGGUUUCCCCUCCCGCUCCUCUUCCCUCCGCCCCUCCCCUCCCUCCUCCCGAUUCUACGCCCCGCGGCACUUCCACUCCGGCGUCGGCUCCUCUCCCUCCCCCAUACCACGUCUCCCAGGCGGGGACAAAGUCGUCAGCCGUCUCCGCCCCCAUUCUUAUCUCUCCCCCUCCUUCUUCCCCUCUCAGCUCCGGUUCCCACGCUCCGUCCGGAGCCGCGGCGGGGGGGGCUGAAGGCCAUAUUCCAGAGCCGCCAGUCCUCUCGGCGGCACCGGUCACUUACCAGCCCGGGAUGGGGGGGGGGAACCAGCCCCAGUGGAGCCCGUUCCCACAUCACUCGAUAAAGGAGCUGUGCAAAGCCCAAAAAGACUUCUCCCGGGAGAGUGAAUACUUCCGGGGAAUUCUGAGAGCCACACUCUCUGACACCGUGGUCACCCCUGCAGAUUUAAGGCGGCUGUUCUCCUGUCUUUUGAACCCCACAGAAUUCCUGGUUUGGGAAAAACAUUGGCAGAGAGAAAUUGGUAAAAUCUUGCCCUCGCUGCGGGAGAACCAAGUGACAGCCACAGAUCUGCAGGGGGGUGUGUUAACAACCGACCACUUGUGUGGGACAGGGGCAUGGCAGGAUGGGCAGGCUCAAGCGUGGUAUGUUCCAGUGGAGGCUUUAAAAGAGGGAGCCAAAGCAGCCGAGCGGGCUUUCUUCACCUUACGGUCUCUUGUUGCCCCCUUAACAUCAUAUAUGAAAAUCAUUCAAGAAUCUAACGAGCCCUUUUUAAGCUUUGUUGAGCGCCUCCGCAGGGCGAUCGAGACGCAGGUCCAUGAUGAGUCGAUUAAGAGGGGAAUCCUCACUGAGGUGGCAGCGACGAAUGCAAAUCCAGCUUGCAAGGCCGCUAUCCUCAGCUUGCCGCUAGAUCCUCCCCCCACGCUGGAUCAGAUGCUAGACGUCUGUGACCGCAAACUCGCUAUCAUCGCGGGGGAACCCGACCAGCAACCCAGGGCUCCAGCUCGAAGGGUAGCUGCCACCGACCUGGAGGAAGUCACCACAGCUGCUGCUGCCCCGUCCCGACAGCCCAACACACCAAAGCUGCAACCCCGGACGGAUGCACCGUGUCACCUGUGCAACCAAUCCGGGCAUUGGAUGCCGGACUGUCCCCUGAGGCGGGAGUUUUACGAAUUUAAAAAGAAACAUCGGCCUCAGGGGACCCCACAACACCAACCAAAAAACUAAAUUGCAAGCGCGCCUCCUCCCCGCGCCACGAUAAAAAUAGGGCAGGUGUCACCAUUCCACCAUGCGGGGAAAGGGGAAGGGAGGGGGACCUCCAGCAGGACCUGCCUGUUGCCACAGACUCUAAAACUUUACCAGACUUAACUUCUCACGAACCUAUUUCUGAUCUUUUUCAGGCGGUACCUCGGCCAGUCCUAACAACCACCUCCAGGACGACCCCCUUUCGGUUGCAGUUGACGGAGCCGCUCCAUCUUAUUGACUCAAGUAUCCAACUCGUCUCCGUCAGUCCGGAGUGCCCAGGUACCUGGCAUCGGACCAAGGAAAGCCCGAGAAUGUCCGUCCCCAUAACCCACAUCGAGCUGAUCAUUUUCUGGAACUUUUUUGCCAUCGCGAGCUCAUGGAUUGUCCCUCAACCCAAGCAAAACAUUUGGAAGAUGCUCGCUGGCGCCCUCGGCAGAGAUCAUUUGUGCCUCUCCGCCACCUCGGCAGCAGACCCCUUGUCGACCUGCCUUGUGGGGAUCCCGCUUCCUCCAAAAGAGUUUCCCGAGCCCCUUUACUCCUUCCUUGAACCCCUUUCCCAAAAUAAAGUUUUCAGUCCCUCUAGUCCCAAUCCCAAUCCAAUCUGGAGGAGGCUAAUGUCCAAAUUGAAUAUAUCUAAAUCUGACCCCACCGAAUUUAAAUUGCUCGGCUCCGCGUCAGCAAAUUUGUGUGUUCAAUUUUUCCCUUCCCGCGACUGCUACGAAAAAUCUUUUACACCAAUUAUAGAACAGAAUCAAAACUACGCGGCAGGGAAUUGGUGUUCUGUCACCUCUCAUAUUACCACCCCCAUCUCAUUUGACGAUAAACCCAGAUCCCUCCCUAACGGCGUAUUUUUCAUUUGCGGAAACCGAGCAUGGGCAGGUAUCCCCUCUCGCCUUCUAGGAGGCCCGUGUACAUUUGGACGGCUGACGCUGUUUGCUCCCAACAAUUCCCAAAUUAAAGAUUGGAAGGAGAAAAUUGUCGCACACAAUUCGGUCCGCGUAGCAAGAGACCUUAAAGAUUUAGAUGAACAGUGCGACUCCAAAAUUGUUCAUUGGUCAAAGCCAGAAGGUGUCGCAUGGACAGUGUUUCUCCCAUGGGUGUCUAUUGCAAAGUCUCUAGGUGAAUUAGCUCACCUGGAGUGUUGGGUAGCCAGACAGGCCAAUUUUACCUCAGCCGCUCUAAGCAACCUCCUAGCAGACGAGGAAAUAACAAGGCAGGCGACUCUCCAAAACCGGGCAGCAAUAGACUUCCUAUUGCUGCUUCAGGAUCACCGGUGUGAGGAGUUCGAAGGGCUCUGCUGCCUCAAUUUAUCAUCCAAAGCCGGGGACGCCAGAAGAUCUAUUGACCAAAUGAAGGGAAUGAUCAGCGACAUUAAGGAGAAAACAUCAGACUGGUUGGGAGACAUCUUUACGGGAUGGGGUCUCUCGGGCUGGGUAGUCUCUAUUUUGAAAACUGUUGUUUUAGUCCUUUUCAUUUUACUAGUCAUUUCAAUUGCAAUUUCUGUCGUUUGGAGAAUUCUUAGAAGGCUUAUAGUUAAAUCGAUGUCUGCUUUAGAAGUGAAUCGGGUGGUAGUCGAAGAACAGAUUAUGGACGAAAGUCAAGAAGAAGGUGCCGAAGAAGACGAGCAGUUAAAAGACCACCCUGGGUCAGAUGAGUCCUCAGAAGAUGGUGUUUAAGUUACCCCACUCCUCCUUUUUCUUUUUAAACAAAGAAGGGGGAAAUGUAGGGGUGCAUUAGUUUUAAGUUGGUUUAUUCCUGUACCCCCCAUUCUGUUUAUGGUUCUGCCCGGGCUUUCUCUCUCUCCCUCUUCUGAAUUGUCCCGUCAGCUACACUUUAUCUUUCCUAAAUUCCUCCCUAACUGCCUGUCUAUUAUUCAGGGUCCUUGCCCACUCAUCCAGAACAUUCUGGCCUGGACAUUGAAUGAUUGGUUUAGAGGUCAGGAUUCAACCCCUAAUUUAUUUACACUGGACAUCUGAGCUGUUUGUUAUGCGUUAUUCCCUCCUCUCAAAAUUUUAGAUUGGUCGCUGUGUUCUAGUUAUAAGACCUUGCCGAGCAAGCUUUUUUGUCCGCGCCCGACGCUUCUUCAAUAAACAUCUCCCUUUUCCCUG
Passer domesticus (house sparrow) is the source of this 4243-nucleotide messenger RNA. RefSeq names its product protein Shroom3-like. Gene Ontology annotation, biological process: viral process. The coding region runs from base 228 to 2117 and encodes 629 amino acids. The transcript has 2 exons. The record is from RefSeq and is a predicted model, not a curated record. Gene Ontology annotation, molecular function: nucleic acid binding; zinc ion binding. Lineage: Eukaryota; Metazoa; Chordata; Aves; Passeriformes; Passeridae.